AAUAUUAUUCCCUUGGAAACGUAAACCUUUGCUGUGGUUCAUUCAGAGACAGUAGAAUUUUGCAAGUUUACGAACAUUGACACUCAGAAAUGAGUGGUUUACCUAGGGAAAUAUUGAAAUGGAUACAAAGCCUGGAUCUGUCUCAUCCCGUUAGAAACACCAGAAGGGAUUUUUCAAAUGGAUAUUUGGUGGCAGAGAUUUUCUCUUGGUAUUAUCCACAAGAAAUUGAAAUGCACUCCUAUGACAAUGGAACUUCAUUGCCAAGCAGACAAGGGAACUGGUCUCAGCUACAAAGGUUUUUUCAGCGGCAUGAAUUUGACAUUCCCAAAGAAGUGAUAGAAGGAACUAUUCACUGCAAGCCCAAUGCAGCAGCUCUGUUAAUGGAAAAGAUAUAUUUUCUUUUGACAAAUAGGAAAAUCAAGAGUUCACCAGCAGAAGAAGAGUAUAACUUUACAGAUAGUAACUACCAAGAACAACUUCCAGCUCAUGCAAGGUCAACAGCUUCAAUGGCCAUCAAAAACAAUAUUGCAAAUACUGAGUUGUCAACAGAUCCUGAUCGCAUUCUUUGUCGACAAAAGGCUCAAGCUAUCAUAAAUGUCCAUUUAGAGCAUAGAAGACAGGAACGAGUCGAAGACCCACAUCGUUUUGGUAUUCGACCAACUCUUGGUCAGUUAUGUCCCAGGAAAGUUCCUCCACCAAACUACAAUGAACCUUUACAAAGACAUCAAAGAGAUACAGCAGGGCAAAAUGAUAAAGGCACUGAAAAUAGCCAACCAGCUAAAUACACAGAAAUACAAGUGAACCAGCUCACAGACACCAGUGAAGGUUUCCUUCCUCCAAUCCACAGUGCUGGAAUGUACUCAGUUGUGCAUUGAUGAAAACAUUGAUUACACUCCGGCCAGUGUAAAUUAAAGAUAUUUAUAUGACAGAGGUUAAUGUUGCUUCAAAACGCUAGAAAGAAUCAUGUUUGUGACUGCAUUGAAUCAGUAUACAAGCAGUGGAACUGAGAAUUAGAUUCAAACUGGACAGUUUUAUACAAUUAACAUUCAUAGCUUUCAGGUGUCAUAAAUACUGUUUAGCAUUUCUGUUGUAUAUACCUCUAUAUAGUGAUGUGUUUCUGCCUCUGUUCAAGAUUAGAUGAAGUGAAGUGAUUAGAUUAUGUGAAGUGUUACCAGUUUACCUUGUGUGCUUUUACCAUAAUGUCCAUGAAACAAAGUUACUGGAAAGCAAUUGUUUUCCUUUUUCAUAUUGUCUUGUGAUUAAAAGUUGAACAAUGCUA
This is a messenger RNA of Orbicella faveolata, 1279 nucleotides long. Its product is annotated as spermatogenesis-associated protein 4-like. Gene Ontology annotation, biological process: regulation of cytoskeleton organization. The record is from RefSeq and is a predicted model, not a curated record. Lineage: Eukaryota; Metazoa; Cnidaria; Anthozoa; Scleractinia; Merulinidae. Gene Ontology annotation, molecular function: microtubule binding. Gene Ontology annotation, cellular component: axoneme.